GUGACUCAUUCCGUACAGCCAUGUUUUAUGGAGUGGGUAGAUAGAUUUGAGCAAGAUCAACUAUGGAUCCCCGUACUACUGCCCAGGAUGUGCACCGAUGUGACCUUUGUGAGACCGCCAUAGUCCACAGCUACUGUGACUUUUGUCAUGUCAACCUCUGUAAGCCCUGUGUAGUAGAUCACAUCUCUGAUGGAUAUGACAAACAUAAAAUAGUCCCUUUUCAAAAACGUAGAUCAACUCUCAUUUAUCCAAAAUGUGAAAUACAUCCACACAAAAAUUGUGAAUUUCAGUGCAAAGAUUGCAACAACAUUUUGGUUUGUUCUUAUUGUACUGCAUCUGAACAACACAGGGGACAUAUUUUCGUAGAUAUAUCAACUGUUUACAAGGCACAGACAGAAAAUAUUGAAAAGGAUACAGAAGAGUUAGUAAACACUAUUUCUCCUACAUAUGAAGAAAUUGCACGCGACCUGGAAAAUCAGCUUGCCAACCUGGAUGGAGGAUAUGAAAAACUUACAACAACAAUGUCCAAACAAGGAGAGCAAUGGCACAGAGAAGUUGACAUCAUCAUCAACAAAAUGAAAACUGAAAUAAACAAGAUAAAAGUGAAACACAGAGACAUUUUACAGAAACAUUUGGAUGAAAUCAAACAGAUACAGUCUCUCAUAAAGCAAACACUACUGGCCAUUAAAGAAAUUGAGAAAUCCACCGAAGUAUCUCCUGCCAUUAAAUACAACUCUAAGAUCAGAGAGUUCAGCAAGCUUCCACCCAAGAUUGAGGUACCACUGCCAAAAUUCAUUCCAAAACCGAUAGACCACGAGAAGCUGUAUAGUUUGUUUGGACAGAUCACCCCGUUAUCUACUGCUACUGAAGGAAGAAACUUGUCAUUGAACCAACCUACCACUUCAGUCAGAGAACUACUGGAUGAACCCGAGCUUGUUGCCACAAUACAGACUGGGCAUGAAAAACUACGCAAUGUGACCUGUCUAAAUGAUGGUAGCAUAUGGACAAGUGGAGAGACCAAUGAUAUUAAAUGCUUCAACACUAAAGGUUUACUCCUUCAGACAAUCAAGAACAAAUCAGGUAAAUACCCCAAUGAUAUAGCUGUAGACAGUGAUGGGCAUCUACUGUUUACUUGUGGGGCAACAAGGACAGUGAAUAAAGAAAGGAAUGGACAGACAGAAGAGUUGAUCAGAUUACGGGGAAGGCUGCCUAGUCAGCUGUGUGUCACCUCUACUGGUGAUCUCCUGGUUACCAUGUACAGUGAUGAUGGAACUCAAUUCAGAGUUGUCCGUUACUCUGGAUCCACAGAGAAACAAACAAUUCAAUUUGAUGAUAAAGGUAAACCUCUGUACUCAGGGAAUUUUAAUACUAAAUACAUCACUGAGAACAGAAACCAUGACAUAUGUGUAGCUGACUGGGAGGAUCGUGCUGUAGUGGUGGUUAAUCAGGAUGGGAAACUCAAAUGGAGGUACACCGGUCAUCCCUCAGUUACCAAGAACAUAUCAUUUAAACCUUUUGGUAUCAUAACAGACAGUCAGAGUCGUAUCCUGACAGCAGACAGUGACAACCAUUGUAUCCACAUCCUGGAUCAAAAUGGACAGUUUCUCCGUUACAUCGAUAACUGUGAUCUGAAGGAUCCUUAUGGUUUAUGUGCGGACAAUAAUGGCAAUCUGUUUUUGUGCGAAUUCUACAAAGGCAACGUAAAGAAAAUCAAAUACUCAAAAUAAAUACUGUAAUUUGUGAUUGAUGCCAACAAACGUGACUGCCAUUUCCUUAACUUUUCACUUAAUAAUUCAAUAAGAUACAAUAUGAAUUUCAUCAUACUUACAUGUAAUUAAUAUGUUCAUUCAUGUUUUAAUCAGUAAAAUGUGGUUGUAAAUAGUGUAUACUGGUAUUAUUUUAGAUGGAAUUUGCCAAUGUCCUAGAUUGUUUUGAACCAAUUAAAAGUGUGUUUUAAAGAUACAUUGUACCACUGGACUCAGAAUUCAUAUCAUGUGUAAUACCGGUAACUACAUGUAAAUGUACCAUAUACCGUACAUUGUACAUUGUGUAGUGAAUGUGAUAUU
Messenger RNA from Magallana angulata, 2066 nucleotides. RefSeq lists its product as uncharacterized. The record is from RefSeq and is a predicted model, not a curated record. Lineage: Eukaryota; Metazoa; Mollusca; Bivalvia; Ostreida; Ostreidae. The coding region runs from base 63 to 1727 and encodes 554 amino acids. The transcript is spliced from 2 exons. Gene Ontology annotation, molecular function: translation repressor activity; zinc ion binding; ubiquitin protein ligase activity. Gene Ontology annotation, biological process: proteasome-mediated ubiquitin-dependent protein catabolic process; protein polyubiquitination; negative regulation of translation.